GGCUGCACCGAUGGCAUUAUGAUGCACUUCUUCGGAUCGUCGAAGACAAACCUGUUAUGUCUUUAUUGUCUAGCUGUGUUUAUACUUCUCGUAGAAUACUGGAAUUUCACGAGUGAUCCAUCCCCAAGUCCACUGUCCCAUUCACCAUCAUUCCUUUAUCACAACUAUUGCGUUCUCUACAACUUCGUUACUCCCAAAACGACAGAUUUUGAAAGAAUUGGACAAAUAUUACACGUUAGCGCUGACCAACUCGACAGCAGAAUUAUCGAGCAGGUGGCAAACUGGAAUGCUCCAGUGUCGCUGAGUGUUGUAUUGCGUAGCUUGCAGGAGUACCACUGUACCGCGGAAUAUCUCCGACUCAUUCAUCGCGAAUCUCCAGUCAUAGCACGAAAUCUUCGUGCGCAUAUCAUCUUCCCUUCUGUCUUCUCGCCUAACUGCACGAUACCAUCUGUAUUGAAAAGGGCAAGGAAAAAUUGCAAAUAUGUGGAGUCUACCAUAGAGCAGAUAGCGCUCUACCCUGCCAACAUAGCCAGAAAUGUGGCUAGAAUGUUUUCCGCAACGAAGUACAUCAUCAUCACCGAUUAUGAACACCUCUUCAGCGAAGGGUUCGAGUUCACCGUUAGGAGUGUGGCUGACGAGCGACUUGCGCAAAAACCGGAGACUAUGCUUGUGUACAGAAUAUUUGAAAUAAAUGAAUCGUCGAACAUGCCGCGAAACAAAGUUGAACUGAAAAAACUGUAUAAUAAAGGAGCGGCGGUAGUAUUCCAUGCAAUUUACUAUCCAGGCGCACACGACAUCGAAGGACUUCCCGAAUGGUUCGCCAAGAAAAACUCAUCCGAUGGAUUAUUUGUGAAAGAUCAGAAAUAUGAGCGAUUCAACUGGGAACCACAAUUUGUGUCACACUGGCGAAUCCCAUUUCACGACGAAACUUUUCCCUUUCGAUUACGCGACAAUACAGUACUGAGAUGGGAAAUGUGCAGAGCAGGAUAUACCAUAGACAUUCUUGAUGAUGUCUUUAUGUACCACAAAGGGAUCAAAGGGAAAACUAGUGGAGCGAAAACUCGAGCCAUUCAAAGACAGAAUUCGAAGAAAUUCAGUGAUGCACUUGCAAACUUCAUCAAGCGAAUGGAUGCCGUAUAUCCAAAAACAAAGGAACAAUGUCCAAAGCCUCGAAAAUGACUACAGAAGCACAAUCAGCUGAGAAUGGAAACGUCGGAGAGCAUGCAGAAGGCAAUAGUUCUGAAGUGGAGCGCAGUUUGGAAGCGUCGUUAAUCGAUGUUAACUGCGAUGGUUAAGAGUUAGGUGAUAACAUGC
This is a messenger RNA of Cylicocyclus nassatus, 1314 nucleotides long. Lineage: Eukaryota; Metazoa; Nematoda; Chromadorea; Rhabditida; Strongylidae. The record is from the annotation of a GenBank genome assembly.